AUGGGUAUAGCCAAGGGAAUUGAUUUUUUACACCUUAAUAAAAUCAUUCAUGUCGAUAUCAAGCCACGUAACAUUAUGUUGGAUGCUAAGGAUAAUGAAGCAAAGCUGGUUGAUUUUGAGUUUUCUAGGCAUGUAGAUUGGGAUGGCACACAUAGGUCAACUGAUAAAAUAAUAGGUACCAAAGGCUAUUGGGCUCCAGAGUAUUGCUGGAAUAACAAGCUCUCUUAUAAACAUGAUGUUUAUAGUUUUGGAAUUGUUGUGUUAGAGAUGAUAAUAGGGAAAAGGCAUGUUGAUCAAGCACGAAGUUCCAGUCAGUUCCAUAUUCCAGGAUACGUAAGGCACAUUAUAGAGAAGAAUCGUUUUGAAGAAGCUGGAGAUGCUAAACUUAAACAGCAUGGGUGGGACAUUUUUGCUGUAGAAGAAGCCUUCACCAUUGCAAACAUAGCCCUUAGAUGUGUUCACCGAACUCAUUUCGAUGAUUAG
Messenger RNA from Cryptomeria japonica (Japanese cedar), 483 nucleotides. Its product is annotated as serine/threonine-protein kinase PBL34-like. The record is from RefSeq and is a predicted model, not a curated record. Gene Ontology annotation, biological process: protein phosphorylation. The coding region runs from base 1 to 483 and encodes 160 amino acids. Gene Ontology annotation, molecular function: ATP binding; protein kinase activity. NCBI's taxonomy places the organism in Eukaryota, Viridiplantae, Streptophyta, Pinopsida, Cupressales, Cupressaceae. The transcript has a single exon.